UAUAUGUACAAGAUGGGGAGAGUUGCCCGCGGGGGGUUAGAAGGAACGGCGCAGCUAGGUUGCUCUGUUUUCCAGGCUCCUGCCAUCGCAUCAACGACGACAUCGUUGUGAUCGACGCUACAAAGACGCCCGACUCGACUCGGUGGACUCUUCUGCUUGGCCCGAGUCGUGCGGCCACAGCGUCAUCAUCCUUGGUCCGACCUUGGCCGCUGCCCAAACACUCGGGAACGUCGACAAAUAAAACUUUCCGCAUCCCCCGGGUCGGACAUUCAGACACAGCGCGACGAGCGCGAAGCGACAGCACUUUUCUUUAUUUUUUCGCAAUUUUACUCCGCUCUCACAGCUGGUGAUGCCUUUUAGACGCGUUUUGGCCGCGGCACUACUGUGCCAUGGCGUCAUAGCCGGACCAUCAGGGCCCGUGGCGGACCAAACCCAAGUUGUAGCGCACUCUGCCCCGCGAAAGCUACACGGCAGGUUCCUGCAUAUUACAGACAUCCAUCCGGACGAGUACUACAAAGUGCACUCGUCCACCGACGAAGAUGAUGGCUGCCACAGGGGCAGAGGCCCCGCGGGCCCUUACGGCGCCGAAACAUCCGAUUGCGACAGCCCCUUCUCUCUCGUGAACGCGACAUUCGACUGGAUCGACGCGAACAUCAAAGAUAGUAUCGACUUCGUCGUCUGGACCGGCGACAGCGCGCGCCACGAUCGCGACGAGGAGCUGCCCCGCAAUCCCGACCAGGUCCUCGGCACCAACAGGUGGAUCGCUGACAAGUUCGUCGAUAUGCUUUCCGACAAGGGCGACAAGGGAAUGAACAUCCCAGUCGUGCCGAACUUUGGGAACAACGACAUCCUCCCGCACAACAUCCUCCUGCCGGGGCCCAACAAGUGGCUCCAGCACUACUCGCACAUCUGGCGCCAUUUCAUCCCGGAGGAGCAGCGCCACAGUUUCGAGUACGGGGGGUGGUUCCACGUCGAGGUCAUCCCAAACAAGCUGGCCGUGUUCAGUUUGAAUACGCUGUACCUUUUCGACCGCAAUGCCGGUGUCGACGGCUGCGCGAGCCCCUCGGAGCCGGGGUACAAGCAGAUGGAGUGGUUGAGGGUGCAGCUGCAGUUCAUGCGGGAGCGGGGCAUGAAGGCGAUCCUGAUCGGGCACGUUCCGCCGGCUAGGACGGACAGCAAGAUGCUGUGGGACGAGACGUGCUGGCAAAAGUACUCGCUCUGGAUGCACCAAUUCCGGGACGUCGUGGUGGUCGGCCUGUACGGGCACAUGAACAUCGACCACUUCAUAAUCCACGACAAGGACGAGAUCAACAUUGCUGAGCUGGAGGGGUCCGAGUUCGGGACCCGCGAGGCGAUGGAUGAUGAGCUGUCCACGCAGUCUGCGUCGGACUACCUGAUGGAGUUGCGCUCCGACUGGGCCAAGCUCGCGCCGCCUCCCACAUCCGGCAAAGACGUCAACGACGAGGGCAAACGGAAGAAGGGCAAAAAACGCAAGGACCCCUGGGGCGAGCGGUACCACUUGUCUAUGGUUAGCCCCAGCGUCGUGCCAACCUACUUUCCCACUCUGCGGGUGUUUGAAUACAACAUCACGGGCCUCGAAGACACGCCUCUCUGGCGGGAAGCGCUGCAAGAGAGUACCCAAAGUACCGCGAACACGCCCCAAAAACACCUCGAACUCCGCCAGUCCCCUCCCUCACCCGACGACUCCGACCUCGACCUCGACUUCGAAACCGACGACUCCAUCACCGCCACCAAAAAGAAAAACAAGAAAAACAAAAAGAAGAAGCACGGCAAACCCAAAAACCCCCCUCCCAAACACGACGACCCCAACCUCCACAUCCCCCUCCCCCCCUCCAAAUCCACCCCCCCAGGGCCCGCCUACUCAAUCCAACCGCUCACCCUGACCGGGUACACCCAGUACUACGCCAACCUCACCCACAUCAACAACCUCAACCUAACCGGCGCAGCCGCCACCUCUGACGCCAACGAAAAGGGCGAGGAUAGCGGCAGCUGGUGGGGAUCGAACUCGGACUGGGAGCUGGAAUGGGACGGCUGGCUGCUGCGCUGGCGCAAGGGCAAGCACGGCGGCCGGAAGCCGACGCCGCGGCCCGCGCCGCCAAGGGAGUUUGCGUACGAGGUCGAGUAUUCGACGUUUGAGGACAAGAUUUAUCGGUUGGGGGAUCUGACGGUGAAUUCCAUGGUGGGGUUGGCGGUGAGGAUGGGCAGGCCGGCGGGGGGGAAGGGGGUGGUUGAUACAUCAACUACUGGGGGUGGUGGGGAGUGGGAAGAAGGGGAGGAUGAGGUUUGUGAUAAUGAAGACGAUGAUUAUGAGGGUGAUGAGGAUGAUGAGGAUGAUGAGGAUGAUGACGAUAGUAGUGAUGACGAUGGGGAGGUGGAAACUGAGAAAAAGAAGAAGAAAGGGAAGAAAGGCAAGGGGAAGAAGGGCAAGAAGAGGAAGCAGAACAAGACGUGGUUGCACUUUUUGAGGCACGCGUUUGUUGGGACUCUGGAGAAGGAUGAUCUCGAGAAUUUUUCUUGAAUUGGUUAAGGCGGGGGGGGGCACUUUUAGGCUUUUGCAUUGCGCUGGUUAUAUGGUUAUAGGAGCGGUGGAUAUUGGAUAUUGGUUAGGCAUUCCUGGCGUUCUGUGUUGGCUUUUGGAUACCUUAGACUCGCUUGCUGGCAAUAGAGCGGUCAUUGUGGCAUUCUUCUUAGUCCACUUCUGGGGGAGUGUGUUGUAGUAUCGGGAGCAGAGCCACUCAAAUUCCUAUAAAUGGUUGUUAUCAACCAAAAGAUUUUGAAC
Molecule: messenger RNA, 2800 nt
Organism: Chaetomium fimeti
Lineage: Eukaryota; Fungi; Ascomycota; Sordariomycetes; Sordariales; Chaetomiaceae
Product: Metallo-dependent phosphatase-like protein
Exons: 3
Coding region: 350-2539 (729 amino acids)
Biological process (GO): polyphosphate catabolic process
Cellular component (GO): membrane; fungal-type vacuole
Molecular function (GO): phosphoric diester hydrolase activity; exopolyphosphatase activity; endopolyphosphatase activity
Source: RefSeq, a predicted model, not a curated record